Messenger RNA from Gossypium raimondii (Peruvian cotton), 1940 nucleotides. RefSeq names its product acetate--CoA ligase CCL3. The record is from RefSeq and is a predicted model, not a curated record. The transcript has 3 exons. The coding region runs from base 74 to 1774 and encodes 566 amino acids. NCBI's taxonomy places the organism in Eukaryota, Viridiplantae, Streptophyta, Magnoliopsida, Malvales, Malvaceae.
GAAACCUCAGCAUUGAAUUUUUUUUUCAUUUUUGGAUAAACAGGAAGGAGACGGAGAGGGAGUAUCGACGGUGAUGGAGAUGCGAGACAUCGAUGACCUCCCAAAGAACGCCGCCAACUACAUGGCUUUGACGCCGUUGUGGUUCUUGGAACGAGCCGCCACGGUUCAUCCCACCAGAAAAGCGGUGAUCCAUGGAUCUCGAACGUACACGUGGCUCCAAACUUACCAGCGUUGCCGUCGCUUGGCUUCAGCUCUUUCGAAACGCUCCAUCGGCGUUGGUAGCUCGGUAGCCAUAAUUGCACCAAACGUUCCUGCUUUGUAUGAAGCUCAUUUUGGGAUUCCGAUGUCUGGUGCUGUUGUAAACACCAUCAAUAUUCGCCUAAAUGCAUCAACCAUUGCUUUCCUUUUGGGUCAUUCACAAUCCACCAUCGUCAUUGUGGAUCAAGAGUUUUUCAAUUUGGCGGAGGAUGCUUUGAGAAUCAUGAAGGAGAAAAGCCAAAGCAAUUUCACGCCUCCGCUUGUUAUUGUCAUUGCUGACGAAAGCUGCAACCCGGAAACACUUAAGUAUGCUUUGGGGCAAGGAGCCGUUGAGUAUGAGAAGUUCUUAGAAAGUGGUGACCCUGACUUUGCUUGGAAGCCUCCUCAAGAUGAGUGGCAAAGCAUUGCUUUGGGCUAUACUUCCGGCACGACAGCCAGCCCAAAAGGGGUGGUAUUACAUCACCGAGGGGCAUAUCUAAUGGCUUUGAGUAAUCCUAUUAUAUGGGAAAUGAAUGAAGGAGCUGUAUAUUUAUGGACUCUGCCCAUGUUCCAUUGUAAUGGUUGGUGUUUUCCUUGGACACUUGCUGCUGUUUGUGGAAUUAACAUAUGCCUCCGACAGGUAACAGCGAAGGGCAUAUACUCGGCCAUCGCGAAGUACAGGGUGACUCACUUCUGUGCUGCACCUGUGGUUCUCAAUUCCAUAGUUAAUGCCUCGCCUGAGGAUACCAUUCUGCCCCUCCCCCAUGUUGUUCGUGUAAUGACAGCUGGUGCAGCCCCACCCCCUUCUGUCCUUUCUGGAAUGUCCCAGAAAGGUUUCCGAGUCACCCACACUUACGGUCUCUCCGAAACCUAUGGUCCUUCUACAGUGUGUGCAUGGAAGCCUGAAUGGGACUCCCUACCUCCUGAAACUCAAGCUCGUCUAAAUGCACGUCAAGGUGUCCGAUAUGUUGGUUUAGAGUGCCUAGAUGUCAUUAGUACUCAAACUGGUCAGCCCGUACCUGCUGAUGGAAAAACCAUUGGAGAAAUAGUGUUUCGCGGUAACAUUGUGAUGAAAGGCUACUUAAAGAACCCGAAAGCAAAUGAGGAAACAUUCGCAAAUGGCUGGUUUCACUCUGGGGAUCUGGGUGUGAAAAAUCCAGAUGGAUACAUUGAAAUAAAAGAUAGGUCGAAGGACAUAAUCAUAUCGGGAGGCGAAAACAUCAGCAGCGUGGAAGUGGAAAACAAUCUCUAUUUGCACCCUGCAGUAAUGGAGGCAUCAGUGGUGGCGAGGGCGGACGAGCGGUGGGGAGAGUCACCUUGUGCUUUCGUUACCUUGAAGCCUGGGGUAGACAAAUCCGAUGAACAGCGGUUAGCUGAAGACAUAAUGAAGUUCUGCAGGUCCAAGAUGCCUGCAUACUGGGUUCCAAAAUCAGUGAUAUUUGGUCCGCUGCCAAAGACGGCCACAGGUAAGAUUCAGAAGCAUGUGCUAAGAGCCAAGGCAAAAGAGUUGGGACCCGUCAGGAUGAGUAAGUUAUAACUUGGCAAGUUCCAAAACUAAAUUAUUAGGCAUCUAAAUCUUGUUGUUAUUAACAUUAAAAAGAAGAUAAAAAAUGUAGGGGAUUCCUACUAGUAGUGUUGUAUUUUGUACUGUUUGUGUAGGCUUGUAGCAGUAUUUUAUGAAUAAAUAUUUCUGGUCAAUAAUA